This is a messenger RNA of Plasmodium adleri (nom. inval.), 5091 nucleotides long. Its product is annotated as conserved Plasmodium membrane protein, unknown function. Bases 1 to 5091 code for a protein of 1696 amino acids. The record is from RefSeq and is a predicted model, not a curated record. Lineage: Eukaryota; Apicomplexa; Aconoidasida; Haemosporida; Plasmodiidae. The transcript has a single exon.
AUGGAGAAGAAUAAAAGCGAUAUAGAGGUUGCAGAAAACAAUCGUUUUCUUUUUAACAAACAAAGAGAUUGGUCUAGAAUAUAUUUUACCUUUUUAGUUUUUGUGUUAGGAAUAAAAACAGUAUUGUGUAUAUUAUUAUAUAUGUAUAAUAAUAUAUUAUUAUUUGUAGUGUUUUUAAUAUUAUGUGUAGUUUCUUUUUAUGGUCUUAUAGUUAAUACAAUAAAAUCUCUUAUAUUAUAUAUAUUAAUAUUAAGCAUAGUAUUGACAAGUAUUAGUCUGUCUUUUUAUAAUAUCAUAUAUAUAGAAUAUAUAUCUAAUGUUUUUGAACAUCCAUUUCUUUCGACCGUUUUAUAUUGUAUAUACCCUUUAAAUGUAAUGGAAUUAUUUGUAAGCAUAGCAUAUACAUGCUUAAAAAAAAAAAAAAAAGGAUAUAUAGAAAAACAACUAAAAGAAUUAAAAAUUGCAAUAGAUAAUACAAAUCAAGAAAAAGACCAAAAAAAAAAAAAUCAAGGAAAACUUUUAUCAUUACAAAUAGAUUUAGAAAAAAAUCAACUCAACACAUGUAAUAAAGAAUACAAAUAUUAUCUGACUCAUUAUAAAAAUAAAAAAUAUAUAUGCAUAGAAAAAAGAACAGACUAUUCUAGUGAUGAUGAGAUAUAUGCAAAAUAUUUACAAGAUAAAAUCAGCAACAACAAUUAUCAAGGAUAUGAUAAGUCUACAUUAAACGAUACAAGUAAUAUUAAUAUGUUAAAUGUAAAAAAAAAUAAAAAAAACGUAAAUCAUUCUAUAUCAUCUAAUAGUAUUCAACAAGAUUUGAGUUUUAUACAUUCCAGUAUUAAUAAAUAUGAAAAGAAAAAAGAAAAAGAAAAUAAAAGUAAAAAUAAAAGUAAAAGUAAAAGUACAAAUUAUAAUAAAAAUAAUAAAAACACCAAUAUAAAUGAUACUAUCAAAAAUGAUAACCAUAGCAACGAUGAUAAUAAUAAUAAUAAUAAUAAUAAUAAUAAGAAUGAUAUGAUUACACAAGUAUAUUAUAAUAAACCAAAUAUUGUUCAUCAGAACAAUAAUCAUAUGACCAAGAAUGAAAAUAAUACAAACAAACUAGAAACGGAUAAUUUAUUUAAUAAAACAAAUCCAGUGUCAUCACAUAAUACAUCUUCAUUUAUAUUAAAUGGUAAUAAUAUCAAUAAUCUUAUUAAUAAGGAUAUCUAUGGUAAUAUAUCUAAAAAAGAAGAACAUGAAAAAGAAAACGAUAAUAUUCUGAACACUUCCCUAUCAAAUAAUAACGAACAAAAUUGUAUUAUUGAAAAUUUUAUAGAAAAAAAUAUCAAUGUUUAUAGAAAAGAUAAUAUUCCUUAUAAUUCUUUUUCUCAAAAAGAAAAUCAAGAAGACAACAUAAAAAAAAAAAACGACACCCAAAAUAAUCAAUCAAAUGAUAUGAUCAAAAAUAAUUUUACAACUAAUAAUUUGUAUACUAGUAUUAUUAAAAUGCCCUUACAAAAUGAGAAUCAAAAAAAAACAGAAGAAAAAAAAAUUGAAAAUUACAACAUUGAUCUUACUUAUAAUAUAAACAAACAAGAACAAAUAAAAAAUUUUGUUAAAAGUAUAAAUGAAGAAUGUAAACAAGAGAAGAAAGAAGAAAAUCAAAUCGAAAAUGUGAACAUAAAAAAUAUAAAAUGCAAUAAUAAUUUUAUGACACAUACAAGUAAUAACUUGAAUGAUAAUGAAGAUACAAAGAAAAAGCAAAAAGAUAUAUUCUCACUUUUUUUAAAAAGUAAUGAUGACAAUAUGGCAAUUAAAGUCGAAACAAAUCAAAAUAAUAAUGAUAAUAUGGAUAAUAUGAAAAAUCAUACCAACAUAAAAACACAACAAACAAAUGAUAAUAUUAAUAAGAAUAAUUUUUUGAUAACAUCUAAUGAGAAAGAACAUAUUACAGAUGCAUCCUUGAAUAAAGAUAAUUAUUUUGAUAAGAAAAAUAAUUCUCAUAAUUUUAAUACCAUCAAUUUAUUAAAUAGUAAAACAUUUAUAGAAAAGGAUAUAUUUCAAAAUAAUAAUAUAUUUAAUUCUGAUAAAAAUAUAAAUCAAAAGGAUAUACAAAAUAUAAAAAAAAGUGAAGAAACAGAAAUUAAUAAUGAACAUACAUAUUCAAAUAUAUUUUCGAACCCAUUACAAGAAGCAACAAAAUAUUUAGAAGAAAAAAAUAAAAAAAGUGAGUAUUCUAAAAAAUUCCCUUUCUUUCUAAAUUUUACAAAUAAUGUAACAUCUAAUAGUCAUAAUAUGCAAGUACAAAAUGAUGGCAACAACAAAAAUAAUAAUAUUAACAACAAAAAUAAUAAUAAUAUCAAUAGUAAUAAUAAUAAAUGUAAUACAUUUGACCAUUUAACUACCACACCUUCAUCAAAAAAUAUUUUCUUUUCAAAUAAUACGUUUUUAAAUAUUAAACAAAACAAUGAUGAUAUUUUUAUAGAAAAUAAUAAAAACACAAAAAAAAUAAAAACAUUUAAUUCUGAACCGUAUUGGAAGAGGCUAGAAAAAAAAGAUAUCGAAGAAUUCAAACAUUCUGUUAAUAAAAAUUAUAUGGAAAAUAUAUCAAUUGAUGAUGUUCAUCAAAAAAAUGAACAGAAAGAAAAAAAUAUCUUGUCUAAUUCAAUUAUUUCAAAUAAUUUUACAACAUUUCUAAGUAUGAAAAAAAGUGAAUAUGAUCACAAAGAUAAAAAUCAAGAUAAUUUACAAGUAGAUAAAACAAAUAUUGAAGAACAGAAAAAUAAUAAUAUUCCUAUAAAUAUAAACAAUAAUAAUAAUGAUGAUGAUGAAAAGAAUUAUAAUGUGGACUCCCAUAAUAAUAUAGAAAAUACUCUUAAUGUGAAUAAUAUUAUCAAAGAAGAUAAUAAUAUAAAUAAUAUAAAUAAUAAUAGUAAUAAUGUGAUAAAUAUAAACCAUCUUAAUCUUCCAAAUAAUGAUAAUUUAAUAAAAGACAACUUUAAAGAUAAUCUUAAUAUAGAUAAACAAACAGAAAGAAAAUAUACAAAUGAAAAUACAGUAUCAUCAAAUAAUAAAACUAACAUAUCCUUGAAAAUAAAUACAAAUAAUCAGAACAUAUAUGAAACGAAUUCAAAUACUAUUUUUAAACAAAGAAAAUCUUUCUUUGAAAAUCUAAGAAAAGAAAAAUCUUCAAACAAUAUUAUUACAAAAUAUGAUGACAAAAAAAAUAUUAUUAAUAAUAAUAAUAUCAAUAAGAACGUCAGCAAUAGUAAUAAUAAUAAUUUACAAGACAAAGUACGUUCAAACUCUUCGUUGGAUGUUAAAAGAAAUGAAAGUUUUAAUGUAGAAAAAAAAUUUAGCUUAUCCUCAAAAAAUAAUAAUAAUAAUAAGGAAGAUGAACAAAUGAAUAAAAAAUAUAAUACCACAAAUAUAUCUGAACCAUUAAAAACUGGGAAACAUAUUGAAGAUAAUUUUUAUAUAAAAAAUGAUAGAAUGAUGAGUCCCUCAAAAAAAAUAGAACACAUCCAUAAUACAAAUAAUAAUAAUAAUAAUAAUAUAUAUACUAUCAAUAAUGAUAUAAUUGAAGAUAAUAAUAAAUUGUUAAAUGAAAAAGAACUACAUGUAGAAAAAAAAGAACUCUUAAACAAUAAUUAUGAUGAUAAUAUUAAUAAUAAAGUUAAAAAUAUCGAACAAAACAAUCUUAUCUUUUCUAAUAAGGAAAAUAUAAUGGAUAAUAUAUCUAGUAUAAUUCCAAAUGAGAAAAAAAUAUAUAAUUUAGAAAAAUUUAAAAAUACACAAUUAAUACAAGUAAAUAAUGUAACAUUAAAUAAUUUUAAUUCGACUAGUAAUUCAAAUAUUAUAAAUGACAAUAAAAAUAUAUGUUAUAAUGAUUUUGAAAAUAAAAAUAUAUUCUCAAAUAAAACAGAAGCGGCAAAUUUGGAUAAUCAUAAAAAUGUAUCAAGCAUGCUAUAUGAGAGUAGCACUGAUAAUUUAUUCGAAACAAAAAAAUUAACAGUAUUAAAAGAGGAUGUAAUAAAUGAUGACAUAAAAAAGGAAGAAGAACAAAAAAAAGACAUAAAAAAUGAUGUAAAAAAUGAUGACAUAAAAAAGGAAGAAGAACAAAAAAAAGACAUAAAAAAUGAUGUAAAAAAUGAUGACAUAAAAAAGGAAGAAGAACAAAAAAAAGACAUAAAAAAUGAUGUAAAAAAUUAUGACAUAAAAAAUGAUAAUGUAAAAAAUGAUGAUGUAAAAAAUGAAAAACGUCUCAAGCCAUUAAAUGAUACUAUUAAAAACGAAUGGAAAAUACCCCUAUUUAGUAACACGUUUAAUAAAUCAACCAUUAAUACAUUAGAAAGUGAAGAAAAUAAGAAUGACGACAAAGGUGUAGAAGAAAAAAAAAAAAACAAUAAUAAUGAAAAUGAAACAAACAUAUUUAAAGCAGAUAAUGAAACAUGUGAGCAGGACAUAAAUGAGAAUAUUAAUUUAUUAAAUAAAAAAAAUGAACAGAUAGAAGAAUUUCAAGAUGCUAUUGAACCUACCACCAAUGCAUAUAUAAAACAAGAUACUGAAAUAAUCGAACCAUUUUAUGAAUAUAAAAAACAAGAAACGGAAAAUAUGGAAGUAAAUAAAGAACAAACAAUACAAAUAGAAGUUAAAAAUAAUAAUGAUAUUAAGACAGAAGAAAAAGAUAUAUAUGCUUCAAAAGAUGAACAAAAUAUUAGUGAACAGGAAGAAUUACAAAAUGAUAAAAACAAAAUAAACAAUCCAUUUGACAAAAAUAUAAAAGAUGAUAACGAACAAAAUAAAAUAAUAAUAGAACCAUUGGAUGAAAAUAAAAAUAAUGAACAUGAAAAAAAAGAUAUGAAAGAAUCUGAACAAGUUAACAAAACAGAUAAACAAACAUUAAUCCUAAACAAUGAAGUAGAAUCAUCAGAAAUAUUAAGAGAAUCAAAAAUAGAGAAUCAAGAUAUAAAUACAUUAGAAAAUAAAGAAAUUGAAAUUUUAGAUAAUGAAAAAGAACAAAAUUUUAAUAAAGCAGAAACAAUUAAUGUUAAACAAAAUGAAACCAACAAGAAUAAAACCAACAAAAAAAAAAAAAAUAAAAAAAAAUAA